CUUUUCUGUUCUCUUCUUAUCCAUCUGCUACCGGAUUUUCCACUUCCUAUUGGUUUACAUACUACUUAAGUGUGUCGACAUAAGUAGCAUAAACCACUGUGUUAAUCCAUUAAGUCACUGACCGUUGGUCUAAACCCCUCUGAUAGAUGCAGACUGAGACUGAGUAAUAUGGUUUAGAGUCGUUCACAAUGUCGCAGAUUAGUUUACUCUUUAUCUUUCUCUCGAUCUUGAAUUCCACCAUUCAUUCAUACAUAACUUUCUACUUCGUCGUUUUCGAGCAUACUCUGGAUAUUCACUCUUUUUCAUCAACGUUGCUACAUUACUUUGACUCCUUUACUGUUCAUCACGUUAUCUAAUGUGAUAUAAAAAGUUGGGCCCAACACAUUUGUGCAAAUCUCCACGUUGAUAAUGUCUGGUUACCCUAUUGACUUAAUUAUCGCCCACCAUCUCAAUUUCGCUUUAUUUUACCAUUGUCUAUUUAUAUUCAGCUUUCUUAAUCAACUUUUGUUUGUAUGUCGGAUUUCGUUAAUGAGUGUAUCAUUUGAAAAUAUUGUCUUUACUUAUUUCAUUCUAGUUUAAAUAUGUUUUUUGGAUCACCCGUUUUUAUCUACUAGGUUAUUUGGAAAGCUAUAACACUUUUUGACAACUUCCGUAUGGUUUAACACCACAUCUACACUGUCACAUUAAACGUGUGACUAUAUGGAGAAUUUUUCUGUCUGUAUGUAAAUAUGAAAACUUGUUAUUAGUUUCAAAGUACAUUGCGAAAAUGCAUGUUAAUAUGCUGAAUUUGCAUCGUAGUAUAUAUGAUAUCGUUUGUAAAAAAAUGUUUUAUUUUCAGAUGAAAACCACGUUUAUACCACGUUAUUUCGUCAUAGUACAUGUUACGAUGUUUUACCGGGGAGUGGAAAGUUAGUUAUUUUAGACUCUCGUUUACCUGUAAGUUAUUUACUGUAUAUACUUUUUUUUUUAUAACAAUACACGGAUGGUCAUUUUUGUAUGGGUAUGUGUGUGUUAAUAUACUUGUGUUUACAUAAUUUGUAAAACUCAUUUCCUAAUCAUUUUUUUGUGUAUACACAGUAAAGAUUGGAACUUCCAAUAUAUUUUUCCAUAUAUAUGGAUGUAAUAGCAACUUUCAACAAUUAGCUCGAAGAUUCUCACCUUAUUUACUGAAUUUAAGUUCAAACAGCUGUGUACUAUCACAAAAUGCCUGACUUAAAAUAUUAUACAUAAUCCUGUGGUGAAAUAAAAUUCCUGUGGAAAAUGAUUCAAUUGUAGAUUACUAUAGUCUAUAAAAGUGUCUUCGUAGCAUACGUUUUCACAGAAAAGGAUGCAUUACAACAGUUAUUCUUUUUCAAUAUCUUUGAGACGUUGACUUUUCCUCACAUUUUGAACUUAAGAAACCGAUUUUAUGUAUCUUUGAAAUUUAAUCAGGCAUCUAUCAGCUAUUCAUAUUUCUCAUACCGAAACUCUCUUUCUUUGAAUAGUUUGUGAAUAUACCACCAACGUAUUCCUCGUUUGUCCGGUUUCAGUAUUUAGACUGAAUGAUGUUUGACUUUAGACGUAUUUGUGCACCUAAAAAUGGCAUCCAACUUUGCAGAAUUCAAGAUCUUAGGUCCAUCAAGGUAGUGACAAUCAAUUUGGGCUGUUUUAAAAGGAGCAUAGUUUCUGAUACUAUGCAAUCGGAAUAAUGGUACUCAUUUGUGAGGACCUUCAGGUGAUAAGACUGGAAAUCAAUCACUGUGAUUCGAAAAUCAUUCUACUAGGCUUCUUACAUGCUAUUAUUCCCAAUUUUAUGUUUUCAAUGAAAAUUUAUACAAUAUUUCAUUUUUCACCAUUAUUUGUGUUAUUAUUUCCUGCUUUUUGCUUUCCAUAUAUUGAUCCUCAUCUCUUUAAGUUGAUGUUAAUUGUAACGAUUCAAAUGGUAUUACACAAAUGCUAGGUUCUGGGUGCUUCGUAUAUGUUACUUUGCUUUUCUGUGAUCCUAUACAAAGUGAUCUAAAAUUAUGUUCUAGUUUUUUUAAAUAAUUAAAAUGUUUAUUAUCAACUAUUCAAUUACUAGACGUUACGUGCAAUAUGUGCUCUAUUGGAUAAUGGAGUUAUGGCGGCACCAGUUUGGUGCAGUGAAACUCAAUCAUAUAUGGGUAUUUUUUCUCAAGAAUUAGCUUUAGAUAUGAUUGGACAUUUACACUAUACAGAAGUGAUUAGAAGUGGUAAUUCAGAUAUUCAAACAUUGUCGUCUUCAAGUGUUGCUGACACCACAACAAAUUCCUCAUCAUCUGGAUUCUUUUCAUCGUUCAAUGCAAAUCUUUACGGAUGGGGUGCAAAACAAUUAGGGGAGGUUUAUAAUUUCAUGUAUAGUCGUCCUGAUCGUCAGCUUUUUUCAGAUCUGUUUGUAUAUCCUCAUUACUGUUUACAAAAGGCACUUUAUCGACUAUUUCAUCAUAAUCAUCAUUAUCCUGAACAACAUCGUCCAUAUCACCAGAGUCAACAUCCACACCAUCAAGAUAGUCUUUCUAAUCAUGAUACUUUACUCAAAUCCAAAUUUUCCAACACUCGUGGUCAUCGUUGUUCAUAUCCUAAUAACUCUACAAAAAUGCCAAUGAAUGAUAAUCCAAAUAAUAAAUUCAGCCAGCAGUCUCCCAAUGUACUUCCAAGUCAGUCCAGUCAUUCAUCAUCAAGACUGAGUUUUUCCGAAGAUAAUGGUACAGUAUCCCUUUCGUAUUCUCCACUACUCGGUUCACGAUCACCUAGUUACCAAACAUCUAACUCCAACAAAUUAGAUGAUACAACGUCAGCUAUUACAUCAGAGGAUUUCGAAAGAGUAUCGUCUAAAUGUUGUCCUCUUUCUAAUCCAACCUCACUAUACACAUCACUUGUAUCUUAUCUAAUUGUAAUUGAUAAUCAUAGCGGAAAUGCGCUUGGUCUGUUAUGCGCUGAUCGUUUACUGGCAUAUUUACGUCUACGUGUAGAUGAAUUGCCGAAUACAGGUCGGAUGAAUGUUCCAAUCGAUUCUAUUCAUGGUCUUCGUUGGACUGAACGGCACACAUCAAAGAAACCAACAGUUACUAAAACUACAGAAGAAUGUUUACAAUUUAGAGAAAAUCCUGUUUUACACCCAAAUGAUCGAGUUCGUGAUGCUUUGCAUGUGCUAACUAGUUGGUUACCACAGUUACCAUGUCUUCCGGUUGUACAUUAUCUGGAUGAUAAUCAGUCCCAGUCGAUUGAUCAGAUUAGUUUUAUUUCGCCUGGUGAUCUUUUGAAUUUCAUUAUCUGUUCUACUUCGGAUACUGUACUCAAUGAACCAAUUAGUCAAAUUAUUGAGAAGAAAUUCGUACACUGCCCUUAUCAACAACAAUGUAUUUGUUUCGUCGCAGAAACUGUUGAUAUUGUACUAGAUCGUAUGUUCCGACUUAAAACACCUUGCUUGAUAAUGUUUGAUACACGAAAAAAUAGCGCGUCGUGCACUGUAGCAAGUAAACCAUUCGGUAGACCUGUUGGUAUGGUUACAGCUAAAGACAUAUUACAUACAGUUAUUUUAGGCCAUCGUCAUCAUCCUUCUUCUUUACAUUCACAUCCAUCUCAUCACAUUGAUGAAUCUAUGAAUACAAGUCAAAACAUGUCCGAAGAUGAUAAUAUUCCAUAUCGAAAUAAAAUACGUGACAAUUAUAAACGAACUGUCUCUUUCGAAUCCGGCGUUCUGUCAUCUAGCUGUCAAGAUGGUUCAGAAAAUAUAUUUGAUGCAUCGAGUGGUCAAGUUAAAUUGGAACAUUCUGAAGAGAAGUUUUCACGAUCUCCUUCAUUUGAUUCACUUCCUUCAAGUGGAACAUUUUCCGUAUCUAGUUCCAAUUCCGAAGUGGUACAUUCAUUAUCCAAUGAACAUUUCACAUCAACAUGUACCGAUACUGUUACAAGACGUGAUCAUUGUAAUUGUACAUGUCAUCAUCAACCAUCUACCAUUUUCGAUAAACAUCAAUACCAGCAAUCUCAUCACUCUAAAGGUACUCAAAGUUCUGUAAAUCCAUCAGUUGGUUUUCUUGAUAAAAUUCACAAUAGAUCACUACAUAGUUCAGGUGAAGAAUGGUGUGCUGAUCGACGAUCUUCUGUACCAUGUACAAUAAAAGCGAAUAUGAGAGGAAAUCUUAAUAUUCCAGAGAAUGAAAGAAAGUCUGUUAACUCAGAUCGACCGAAACAAUUAACUGUUUCCAAUCCUGACAUACAGAAUAAAAAUGAUUUAAGCAGUUCACUACAGUUAAUCGACAACAGUUUCACUGAAAUCAAUGAAUCAAUUGUUGGCGAUAUUUCUGUUCAAUUGAAUAAUAAUAAUUCUAAGAAUAAACUGGAUAAAAUGGUCACUGAAGAGGAAGAAGAUGAUACUGUUUUCCCAAUGGAUUAGAAGAAUUUGAUUGAUUCUAUUCUUUGUUCGUUUAUUUGAAACAAGAUAGCGAUAACAGCGCAGCCACGAUUGAAUAUAAUAUUGAUACUAGUUAUUUGUAUUAAUUGAGGGUUGUUGCACUUCCUUUUUAUUUAAUAAAUUAAAUAUGAUAACAAACAUUUUACAUCUUUGUAGUACCUAUUUGCCUUCAGAAAUCUUAUCAGUUUUUGCAUUCUUCCAUAAUAUAUGUACAUGACUUAAGAAAAUAGAAUACACAAACUGCUGAAUAAUGAUAUGUACAUUCAUAUAUAUUCUCCGGUCGUGAUGAAAACACAUAUUACAUACAUAAAUCUAUGCAUGCGCAACAUAUUCUUUUACUAUUGUGUUUCUUUAGUUAACAGAAACAUAAAUAGAUCUUCACCACUGGCCUAUAAUUACCCGUUUUUGUGGUGAAAUAUAACUCAAUCGAACAGUUUAAUCUUUUUCUAUAUGUAUUUCAUGUAUUUUCAUUUCUUUUAUAAAAAUCAUGAUAUAUAAUAAAAUUUAAUUGGUAAACCUGA
This is a messenger RNA of Schistosoma bovis, 4932 nucleotides long. The record is from the annotation of a GenBank genome assembly. NCBI's taxonomy places the organism in Eukaryota, Metazoa, Platyhelminthes, Trematoda, Strigeidida, Schistosomatidae.